AUGGACCGGCCGAUGUCUUUCCACGCAAUGGAGGCCUUAAUGAGGAGAGAAUUCCAGACCUUAAGGUGCAACGAAAUUAAAGCUCGGACAAAGGAGAAACAGUGGACAGUGGCACUUUCCGACAUACCUUGGCCAAGAAUCGAAGCCGUUGCUGAGUUUAGACUACGUACUAGAGAAACAGUGGACAGAGGAAAUGGAGAAGACCCACCUGAUGUGAAACCUACAGGAGGAAAUGGAGAAGACCCAUCUGAUUCUCUACAGGAGAAAAUGGAGAAGACCCACCUGAUUCGGUGUUCAAAGGAGGAAAUGGAGAAGACCCACCUGAUUCGGUGUCUAGCGAUCAACCCACAUGCCCUCUAUGUAACCUACAGGAGGAAAUCUGGCGAAGCACCUUCACAGAUUAGGAGAGAAAAUGGAGAAGACCCACCUGAUUCGGUGUUCAAAGGAGGAAAUGGAGAAGACCCACCUGAUUCGGUGUCUAGCGAUCAACCCACAUGCCCUCUAUGUAACCUACAGGAGGAAAUCUGGCGAAGCACCUUCACAGAUUAG
Molecule: messenger RNA, 549 nt
Organism: Rodentolepis nana
Lineage: Eukaryota; Metazoa; Platyhelminthes; Cestoda; Cyclophyllidea; Hymenolepididae
Source: the annotation of a GenBank genome assembly